GCGCAGGCGCGGGAGCCGCGGUGGCGCAUGCGCAAGAUAAGUGCGCCGAUAAGUGGCGUCUCAGCCGGACAUGCUGCGGCUUGGUGGUCUUUGGGUCUUGAGAAUGCGAUCUCCCGCGGCUGGGGUCCCAGUAAAGAACCUCGGCCUCAGGGAGGUCGCGUCCGGCGUUUCUUCCCCAGGCAGCACCUCGACGAGAGCCCUAAAUAUCUUCGAUCGGGAUUUGAAGAGGAAACAGAAAAACUGGGCGGCCCGGCAGCCUGAGCCGAUGAAGUUUGACUACCUGAAAGAGGAGGUUGGAAGUCGGAUUGCAGACCGUGUGUAUGACAUAGCGAGAAAUUUUUCCCUUGCUUUGGAUGUUGGUUGUGGAAGAGGAUACAUAGCACAACAUUUGAAUAAGGAAACUGUUGGAAAGUUUUUUCAAGUAGACAUUGCAGAAAAUGCUUUGAAAAAUAUCAUAGAAAUGGAAAUUCCUACUGUCAGCAUUUUAGCUGAUGAAGAGUUCCUUCCCUUCAGAGAAAAUACAUUUGACUUGGUGGUUAGCAGUUUAAGUUUACACUGGGUGAAUGACCUUCCUAGAGCGCUUGAACAGAUUCAUUAUGUUUUAAAACCAGAUGGAGUAUUUAUUGGUGCAAUGUUUGGAGGUGACACACUCUAUGAACUUCGGUGUUCACUACAGUUGGCAGAAACAGAAAGGGAAGGAGGAUUUUCUCCACAUGUUUCUCCUUUCACUGCUGUCAAUGACUUAGGACAUCUGCUUGGGAGAGCUGGCUUUAAUACACUGACUGUGGAUACUGAUGAAAUUCAAGUUAACUAUCCUGGGAUGUUUGAAUUGAUGGAAGAUUUACAAGGUAUGGGUGAGAGUAACUGUGCUUGGAAUAGAAAAGGCCUGCUGCACCGAGACACGAUGCUGGCAGCCGCAGCGGUGUACGGAGAAAUGUACAAAAAUGAGGAUGGUUCAGUACCUGCCACAUAUCAGGUCUAUUACAUGAUAGGAUGGAAAUACCAUGAUUCACAGGCAAGACCAGCUGAAAGAGGUUCGGCCACUGUGUCAUUUGGAGAACUGGGAAAGAUAAACAAUCUUAUGUCACAGGGGAAAAAAUCACAAUAAAUAUUUUAUUCAAUUCUAAUCUACAUUUGGUAACCCUUUCAGUUUUAAUGUGGUUUCUGUUUUCAUAUGGAUACUGUUAUCUGGUGAUUCGAAUGUCUUAUUUACACAUUCAGCCAAAAGCAGGAAGAUACUUCAAUGAAAAAACUACAAAUAUGUUCACAUUUAUAAAUGCUGACUUGAUGGAAAGACAUUGCUCACACUGACAUUUUGUACCUUUUUCUCCUGAUCUUUUGUUAUUGCCAUGAGAGGGCGAUAGCUAUGGAGAUGAGAAGAAGACAAGUUGAUUGAUUAUCUAGAGUUAUGGAUCAUUUGGAAUAAAAACAGUUUUUAUAAUGA
This is a messenger RNA of Mustela lutreola (European mink), 1444 nucleotides long. RefSeq names its product NADH:ubiquinone oxidoreductase complex assembly factor 5 (gene NDUFAF5). The transcript has 11 exons. Lineage: Eukaryota; Metazoa; Chordata; Mammalia; Carnivora; Mustelidae. Gene Ontology annotation, molecular function: S-adenosylmethionine-dependent methyltransferase activity. Gene Ontology annotation, cellular component: mitochondrion. The record is from RefSeq and is a predicted model, not a curated record. Gene Ontology annotation, biological process: mitochondrial respiratory chain complex I assembly. Bases 71 to 1108 code for a protein of 345 amino acids.